Magnolia sinica is the source of this 1685-nucleotide messenger RNA. RefSeq names its product aldehyde dehydrogenase family 3 member F1-like. The coding region runs from base 34 to 1488 and encodes 484 amino acids. Gene Ontology annotation, biological process: aldehyde metabolic process. The transcript is spliced from 10 exons. NCBI's taxonomy places the organism in Eukaryota, Viridiplantae, Streptophyta, Magnoliopsida, Magnoliales, Magnoliaceae. Gene Ontology annotation, molecular function: aldehyde dehydrogenase (NAD+) activity. Gene Ontology annotation, cellular component: cytoplasm. The record is from RefSeq and is a predicted model, not a curated record.
GAGAGAGAGAGAGAGAGAGAGAGAGAGAGAGAGAUGGAAGUGCAAGUGGAAGAGAGCUGGGAGGAGUUGAGGGAGAGUUUUAGAAAUAGGAGGACAAGGAGUGCUGCUUGGAGGAAAUCCCAACUGAGGGGUCUUUUGAGGCUCUUGCAUGAUAAAGAAACUGACAUUUUCAAUGCCAUGAAAGAUGAUCUGGGCAAGCACCCCACCGAAACUUACAGAGAUGAGGUUGGAAUUCUAGUAAAAUCUCUCAAUCUCACAUUGACUUGUUUGGAUAAAUGGAUGGCAAGUUCAAAGGUUCAUGUGCCUUUGGUUGCAUUUCCCACAUCAGGUGAAAUUGUACCUGAACCUCUUGGUGUUGUUCUCAUUUUCUCCUCUUGGAAUUUCCCCUUGGGGUUGGCAUUGGAUCCGGUGAUAGGCGCCAUAGCUGCAGGAAAUGCAGUGCUUCUAAAACCUUCAGAACUGGCCCCUGCAUGUUCUUUAUUUCUAGCAAAGAACAUUCCAUUGUAUUUGGAUAGAAAAGCCGUUAAGGUGGUGGAAGGUGGUGCAACCACUGCUGAACAACUCCUCAACAAGAAAUGGGACAAGAUCUUUUUCACAGGGAGUGCUCGAGUUGGACGGGUCAUCAUGUCCGCAGCUGCGAAUCAUCUGACUCCUGUUACGCUCGAGUUAGGUGGAAAAUGCCCUGCAAUCCUUGAUCUCAGUUCCAUCUCUAGCUCUAGGGACAGAGCGGCGGCUAUAAAGCGGGUAGUGAGUGGAAAAUAUGGCCUCUGCAGUGGGCAAGCAUGUGUAGGAAUUGAUUAUCUGAUCGUGGACGAGAAGCACGCUUCUGCAGUGAUUGAUUCCAUGAAGGAGCGCAUCAAGAAGUUAUACGGCGAUAAACCAUGGGAAAACAACAGCAUGUCAAGGAUUGUCAACCAGAACCAUUUCAGGAGGCUAAGGAAUCUCAUAGAAGAUCCAGCGGUUGCUGCUUCCAUAGUUCAUGGUGGUUCCAUGGAUGAGGAAAAUCUGUUCAUCGAGCCAACAAUCUUGUUAGAUCCUCCAUUAGAAGCUGAGAUCAUGACAGAAGAGAUCUUUGGGCCAUUCCUUCCAGUAAUAACGGUGAAGAGAAUUCAAGAUAGCGUUGAUUUUAUAAGCUCUAGGCCCCAGCCUCUUGCUAUUUAUGUGUUCUCGAAUGACGAAACACUUAGGAGACAGGUGAUAGCAGAGACAUCCUCUGGAGGGGUGACAUUUAAUGAUGCCAUUAUCCAAUUUGCAUGUGACACACUACCCUUCGGAGGCGUUGGCCAGAGCGGUUUCGGGAAGUACCAUGGGAAGUUCUCGUUCGACGCAUUUAGCCAUGGAAAGUCAGUGCUUAGGAGGAGCUUGAAAACUGAAAUGAGCUUUGGGUACCCACCAUGGACUGAUCACAAACUCCCAUUCCUCAGAGCAGCUUAUAAUUUUGAUUACAUUGGAAUAUUUCUUCUGUUGAUUGGGUUGAAGAGAAAGUAAUGGAAACCCAAUUUCAAGUAUCUAUUUGCUAUUUGCUUUGCUUAAAAUAAAAAAUAAAAAGUAUCUAUUUGCUUAAAAAACAUAAAAGAUAUGUACCUGACCAUUAAGGCAUAUGGUAUGUUUCUAUCUAUUUGCUUAUGGGUAGAAGACAAUUGAAAUGUAUCUUUCACAUUACUUAUAGUUUCUUCUCUUUCUUG